Patella vulgata (common limpet) is the source of this 754-nucleotide messenger RNA. RefSeq lists its product as uncharacterized. The transcript has 8 exons. The record is from RefSeq and is a predicted model, not a curated record. Gene Ontology annotation, biological process: carbohydrate metabolic process. Lineage: Eukaryota; Metazoa; Mollusca; Gastropoda; Patellidae. Gene Ontology annotation, molecular function: isomerase activity; carbohydrate binding. Bases 149 to 754 code for a protein of 201 amino acids.
UCUGAUACCGCCUGGACAAUAGAGGCUCAUAUUCUAUUUACAUUUUAGAGUCGUAAUACUCGUAUUUGUUGUUUGGUAUUUUGCUGUCUCAUAAUAAGAUUAAAGUACCGGUAUACACAUAGUAGCAUUAAUCUCUAGAUUUUUGAAAAUGUCAAAUCAGUUACCCAGUCAUUUUCCUGCAGGAGAUGUAGUACAUUUAGAUCGUGGAGAUGGUAACACGGCUUUGGUUCAUCUUCAUGGUGCUACAUUGUUAUCAUGGAAAGUUAAUGGAGAAGAAAUACUCUUUGUUAGUGAGAAGUCUGUUUUUGAUGGGAAGAAGGCUAUUAGAGGAGGAAUUCCUAUAGUUUUUCCUAAUUUUGGACCAUGGAAAUUAGGACCACAACAUGGAUUUGGCAGAAUUAAGAGAUGGAGUUUAGCCAUUCCACCAACCAAGGAUAAACAUGGAACUGUUAUAGCAGCCAUUUCUUUAGAAGAUGACGAAGAAACCAGAAGAAUGUGGAACUACAAAUUCAGGUUGGUUUAUACAUUAGAAUUACAAGCAACAUCCUUCACUAUGAACUUGAGCAUACAUAAUACAGAUACUAAAGCCUUUGAUUUCACGACACUUCUGCACAGUUACAUACGAACACCUGAUAUCCUUAAUACUUCUGUUACUGGACUAUCUGGUUUAACAUAUAUUGAUAAGGUAAAUACAUUGAUUCUGUGCUUACAAACAUUCCUGAUUUUCUUUGAAGAAAAACAAAAAAUCAACUGA